Messenger RNA from Biomphalaria glabrata, 6222 nucleotides. RefSeq names its product two pore channel protein 2-like. NCBI's taxonomy places the organism in Eukaryota, Metazoa, Mollusca, Gastropoda, Planorbidae. The transcript is spliced from 28 exons. Gene Ontology annotation, molecular function: monoatomic ion channel activity; voltage-gated channel activity. Gene Ontology annotation, biological process: monoatomic ion transport; transmembrane transport. The coding region runs from base 329 to 2776 and encodes 815 amino acids. Gene Ontology annotation, cellular component: lysosomal membrane. The record is from RefSeq and is a predicted model, not a curated record.
UGAUACUUAUGAAAUGAAAGACAUUUUAAUAAAAACAAUGAAAGUUAAAAGUCUUACACACUCCUACCGUCUCUGUAAACUAAUACCCUAGAAUAACAGAUCUAAAUCUAUAUAGAUAUAAACUAGCUCUAUUUAGAUCUACUAUAUUUAGUCUAGAUCUAAGGUUUCAGGAUCUAUAUCAUAGUCUUGAGACGUAACAGUUUCUUUCUAGAUUCUGGAUGUAUCACAAUGGAAGCUAAUAUAGACAAGUUGAUCUAGACUCAGACUGCUCUUACUUUCUUACACUUUGAUUCUUUAAGUUGUAAGUUGAUGCACAAGCAAGACAAUCAUGUCAGAAAGGGAUGAAAUUUGGCCCAAUAUUCACGAAGAGCUAGAGGAGGAGGAGGAGGAAGCAAAGCCGGCCACUUUAGUUCCAGAAAUGAUUGCAUCAAUUAAUGCUGAUACCAUAAAUAUAAUACAUCCACAAGAUAUUGCUGGUGCAUAUGAGUUGUCAGAAUCUCAUGCUGAGACUUCUGGGGAAAUAGAUCUUCAGACAGAUGAGCACAACCAGUUCAUUGAUUUAGAUGAUGUCUCUAUCCUUCAAGCUGUUGUGUUUAUUGAAGAUGCCUGUCAAUUUCGCACUAUCAAUCAUAAAAUUGGACCCCGACAUCUUUGGAUCUACCGAAAAUACCAGUCCUUCCCAGUCACAGUAUUUCGUUUUGUUGUGAUAUUUGCUUUGCACAUGCUGGCCUUUCUUGAGCACCCAUCGUCUCUCACAAUAACCUCUGACCUACGAAGUCAAGGACCCAGACCAAUGGUUCCCUGCUGGGUGACUCAAUUCUUAGAGUUCAUUUUUUUGUCCCUUCUAUUGAUGGACAACAUAAUUAGGGUAUACCUUGUUGGCUAUCAUUAUUUCCUGCGUCAGAAAUGGGAUGUAACAGCUGUCAUAUUACUGGUUGUAUCAUUUGUGGAUUGGCUCGUGUCAUCUUGCAUGGCAUGUAGUGAGCCUGUGAGGGUACGUCGCCUUCUACGUCCAUUCUUUAUACUGCAAAAUUCAUCUUUAAUGAAGAAAAUAGCCAAAUGCUUACAAAGAACGCUGCCUGAAGUUUUAAGUGUACUUGUGCUCCUGACCAUACAUAUUAUAUUUGCCACGAUGUUUGCAAUGCUGCUGUUUCCUAUUUAUGAGAUAAAAAAAACAAAUGCGACUUUGACUUAUUCCAAUGAUACUAAUAGUUCUAUCAUCAUUUCUGGACCUGAUGAAGGAAUGAAAUAUUUCAACUCUUUAAUGGAUUCUUUUGUCAAUUUGCUAAUUCUACUGACCACUGCUAAUCAUCCAGAUGUUACACUUCCAGCUUAUGGUAAAAAUAGAUUUGCUUCUAUUUUCUUCAUUAUUUAUUUAAUCAUUGGUUUGUAUUUUUUGAUGAACAUGCUGUUGGCCAUCAUUUAUAACCAGUUCAGAGGUUAUUUCUUAAGCUCAAUGCAGACUAGUUUGGUUAGAAGGCGUGUUGCUGUUCGAGCUGCAUUCGAAGUGUUGUCCUCAAAAUUUUUAAGUAACGUUUCCAUCUCGUCACUAAGACGAGGUAUUGGAGUAAACAUUGUUAAAAGAAUUGUUGAACAAAGUGAUCUGCCCAAUCAUGUCCAUAGAACUCUCACUGAGAAACUUAACAAAAACAAAGAGUCCAAAAUCUAUUCCGCCACUCAGUUUCAAGAACUCUUUCUUUCUCUCGAUGAUGAUGUGAUACAUAAACAGCUUCCCGCUGUAAGAUGGUUUGCACAAACCAAAUGGAAGAGAGUUCAACGAAUUUUCAUACACAAAUAUUUCACUUACUUUGGCAUGUUGAUGGUUUUUGUUAACUUGAUCAUUAUAACAGUUCAACUUGGUGCUAAAUUUGACAGUUCAUUUAGAGAAAAUCAUUCAACAUUAAGAAUCUUCAACUUCACAUUUGUGAUGUACUAUCUGUUUGAACAAGUGAUCAAAGUCUGGGCCAAUGGCUGGAGGAGAUAUGUAGCUGUAAGAGGAAAUAUAUUUGAUGCUGUCAUUACAGCAGCCCUAGUGAUUGGAGAAACUGUUUCUGCAUGUCUCUUUGGGAUUCCUUACUUUCCCAGUUCACAAGAGAUCACGGAAGUGAGUCUGAGCACCACAAUGUGGAACAUUCUACGUCUAGUUAAUAUUCUCAUCAUGGUCCGCUUGUUUAGGGCCAUCCCACAUAUCAGAUCCAUGGCUGUAAUAACAACAGUGUUGGUAGAUCUGCUGAAAAAUUUGAAAGCAUUUUCUGGAAUUUUAGUCGCCAUCUUUUAUACAUUUGCAAUAUUUGGAAUGCAGUUGUUUCAUGGAGUUAUUAAAUAUCAACCUGAAUAUGCCAACAAAACUUUUCCCUGUGGAACUUAUGAACAACUAGACUACUGGGCAAAUAAUUUUGAUGAUUUUUUUUCAUCUUUAAUUGUGUUAUGGGACUUGAUGGUGGUCAAUAAUUGGAAUGUUUUCCUCAAAGUGUACAGAACAAAACUAUCAUCGUGGUCCUAUUUAUACUUCAUUGCUUGGUGGCUGCUUUCUGUGAUCAUUGUUGUCAACUUAUUCACAGCUCUUAUCAUGGAGAAUUUUAUUAUACGAUGGGAUAGGCGUCGACGAGCUAGUCAAAUAGAUGCUUUGGAUGCUUCUUAUUAUGAACACUUGACAAUUUCAGUUCAUCUGGAUAAUGUCCACAAUAUGUUUAAAGAUCUGUUACAAGAACCAGAUGAAGCAGAACUGUUGCUGUUGUUAAGAGAACACAGAUUUCUGAAACUUGAAAGUCAAUAAGAGCUGGGUUUAGAUGCUGACAAAUAGCUGUCUUUAGAUGCUGACAAAUAGCUGUCUUUAGAUGCUGACAAUAGUGCCAAGUUUAAAUAGCUAAAAUAUGUUGAAAUAUUUAUACACAGUUCUAGAUACAUUUAUAUCUAAUGUAUUGUAUACAAACUUGAAGACAACAUAAUCUGACUGUCAACAACUGGUUAACACUCAAAGAUGUCUUUCACAUAACAUUAAUUAGUUGUUGUUUUUUUUUCCCUUUUCUAGUCUUGUAAUCAUAGAAUCCCAUGUGCAUUUCGUAUUCUAGAUACUAUUUAUACAAGUUAGGUUUUUCUAUGUUAUAAUUUGUACACAAGUUUAGUUGUUACUUUUACAUAUUUUUUUGCCUCAUUUUGUAAGCUUACAUUUUGAAACAUUAUAGAUUUAUGCCUCACCUAAUCCAUUGGUGUUGCGCAAGUAAUCUAACAUUGUUUGGCAAUAAUUGAAAGAUAUAUAUGUCGUGAUGUUUUUUCUGAAAAUCAUAGUUACAAUCUUGCCUUUACAUAUGCAUAUUUUUUGUAACAUUUUUAUUUACACUAAAAAAAAUUUUUGCCCAAAAAAAAUAAAUUUUCAGGUCAGUUCAAAAGUAUGUUUCAUAGAAUAAUUGAAAUCAUUCUUGAAUUAAAUGCUUAUUAAUAUAUUAUUGUAAUGUACGAUUUAAUUUGCCUUUUAUUUGGGCCAUAUGCUAAUUUCAUGUUGUGAAUUUUUAAUGUCUUUAACUCCGAAUGAGGAUAUUUUUGACUCAAGAAUGUGCGUCAUUUGUUUGGCACGCUAAGUUAACUCAUAGAGAGAAGGUGUCUGGACAGUUUCGUUGAUAAUGGCAUUGUCAGUUCAGAAAUAAAAUCUUUUUUUUUUUUUAAAUGGUUACUUUGCUAAGGUGGCAAUACAAAUCUGAAAUGACAGACACUCAAUGAAAUAAGAAGUCUCAUUGAAUGGAAGUGGCCUUACAGAUUGGUGAAAAGGUGGUUUGUUUGUUCUUUUUGUUAGCAAGCGAACAUUAUGAAUAGAAUACUUUUACCUUUCACUGUCAUCGACAUGUUUAUUUUUUUAGCUGUAUAGUUUCUACUUAUAUAUGACAUGCUCUACACUUUGUUAUUGUAUUACCAACUCCACAAUGUACUACUUUGUUAUUGUAUUACCAACUCCACAUUGUACUACUUUGUAUACUCCACAGUAAUUUACCUCUAUGUAUUUAUAUACACCAAUGCACUCACUUAGUAGUAACCAUGCUCUUGUUCUUGUCUUCUAUCAUUCCAUUUAUCAGGUCAUUUGACAUUUUCUUUGUUACAUUGUGACAUAUUGCACUUUUUUUUUUUUGGAGAUUUUCAUCUUUGGCAGAUGUCUAUAAAUAUCUAGCUAUUUGGUGACUCCAGUGAACAUUAAAUAGUAAUAAUAAUAAGGAUCUUCGAGUCCGAAGAUUAACGAGAAAUGAAAUAGGAAGCAUUGAUUAAAUGUGUAAUUUAGAAAGUGUAUGAUAAAUUAGUGUGCACCUUUUGGCUGUGUGAAAUCAAAUUUCUAAGCUCUUUGGCUUGUAGCAAAACUAUUUAUUUUUUAGUUGGCAGCUGUGAUCUUUUAAUAUCGCCUCCUUGUCAUUGUUUAGAAUCAAAAAUUAAUCAAGAAAAUCGUGAAGAUGAUGAAAUAGAGAAAAACUUACUGCUCUAAACAGUGUGGCGAGUCAGCUUGUAAUUUGUAAUUCAAGCCCUGGUUGAGUGAUUAACGCAGGAUUCUGUGUUUUUAAUGCUGUUGAUGGAUAAAUGGCAUUUUGUGUAAAUUUGAAUUAAUUGUAGAUUUUUUACCUUAAGUUUAUUCCUAAAGGGUUACUGCCUGGUUGUGUUGAAUGGCUUUAGACUUUCACUUGAUAGUAAAAAAAAGACCUUUAGGGCAGAUAAUGUAAAGGUCAUGUUUCUGUGGCCGAUGUUUAACGAGGGUGUGGCAUCAAAUUUCGUUACCUUCUGAUUACAAAUAAAAUGUAUUUUGCAGUCCAACGAUUCACUUCACUCUGUAUACUUUACCAAGCGAGAAAGUUAUUUUUGGUAUGUUGCUUUGUUAGCUGUUGAUAUUCACAUUAUGGUUGGGGUAUGUUGUUCUAUAUCAAUAGUUGGUUGUGAUCUUGUAAUAUCAAAAUAUUGUGUUAUCUUUUCCAGAACAAAAACAUUAUCAUUUUUCCUAUAAGAAUUUUUUUUCAUAUGGCAAGUCAUAUGUCAUGUUUUUUUUAUUAUAAUGAUAUACAUAUAUAUAUAUAUUAUGGCAUGAUACAUAUUACCCAGGUAUUAAUUAGUUGAGUUUUGAAUUAUCUUUUUGAAUGCUUACUAAUAAAGGAAAAUUAUUUUUAUUAAUUUUGUUUUUUUAAAACAAAAAUUUAAAAAAAAAACACUGAUGUACCAGUAUUGGAAAUGAAUCUAAGAAAAAAAAAGAAUAAUUGUACAAAACCUAUACAAAUGUUAAUAAAACGACCCAUGGGCUGGUACUGGCUGCUUGGUCAUGUGUCAUGCACGCUGGAUUUCUGUUCCAUGGUCUUGAUGCUUCUGGGUUUGAAACAUGCCUACUGCCAUCCCCCUGCCAUCCUGCAGGAGGUUUGGGCUACUGGAAUGUAAUUUUCUUUAAAUGAGAAGGAAUUUCUGAAAUAUUUUCACUAAAAUCAGAAGAAAAAAACAACAUAAAAGUCUUUUUUUUAAUAAUUUUUAUUGGUGAAACCAAACCUAAAAAUAAUGGGAGACAUUAUAAAUUAAUGGAAUAAAAUCUGAUAAAAAAUACUUCAAUUAAUGGAAACAAAUCUCUUUUUAUUCUCUUAUUGUAUUUGAAACUUUGGAACAUUGUACCUGAUAUUUUUCUUUAUUAUUACAAAGUCCUUUUUUUUUUUUUUUAACAAAAAUUAAAUUUAUAACAUUGUAUACAACCAUAGAUAUUCUAUCUUGUAAAUCAGACUUCAUUCACAUUUCCCAAUGAAUGACUUGCUUAUUUUCUAACCAUUCCAUGGGUCAUAUAAUUAUGAUUUUUAAUGCUAUUCAAGAGAACAUAGCUUAUUAGUAAUUAAAAACAUUAUUAUGUAAUUAAAAACUUCAUUCAAGAUAAGUUGUAAUGAAAGACUACAUUCAAGAUUAGUCAGCCAAAAAUAUUACAAAGUGUCACCACCUCAAAGGUCAUCUCCCCCAACAAGGUCAUCAAAAGUAACCCAGUUUAAAUCAAAAUUAUUUUUUGUUAAACUUAAAACAUUUUUUUUUUUUCUGAAUGUUAUAUUAAUGUUAGCUUUUUAUAUGAAUUUACUUUUGUAAUUUUAUUCUAAAAUUUUGGAAUAAAUUAAUAAGAUCUGUAUUAAGAAUGGUAAUACACAGCCUUACCUAUAUAGAUGACCGCAUAAAAUAUCUUUGCUGUAUACCAAUGGGUCAUUAGAUUAAAAUUAAAAGUUUUUUAGCUUACAA